This is a messenger RNA of Octodon degus (degu), 1645 nucleotides long. It is a transcript of the gene Ankrd33b, whose product is annotated as ankyrin repeat domain 33B. NCBI's taxonomy places the organism in Eukaryota, Metazoa, Chordata, Mammalia, Rodentia, Octodontidae. Gene Ontology annotation, molecular function: protein binding. The coding region runs from base 106 to 1560 and encodes 484 amino acids. The transcript is spliced from 4 exons. The record is from RefSeq and is a predicted model, not a curated record.
GCUCCGCCCAGCGGGCGCAGCCGCGGGCGCUCCGCUCAGCCCCGAGACGCUGUGCGCGGUAGGGGACGUGCGGCCGAGCGCCGGGACCUCGGCUCCGGCCCCGGGAUGGUGCUCCUGGCGGCGCCCGGGCCCGAUGGGGACGGAGGGGCGCGCUGCCUGUCCCCGUCCCCGUCCCCAGCCCGGGACGCGCAGGCGGACGAGGACCCAGCCGACGACGGCGAGGACUUCGAGGACUUCGCCUGCCUGCCCGGUGCCCGCAGCGUGGCCGCGGACGACGGCUUCUACCCGCCGGGGCGCGGCGAAGAGCGGGGCGCCGCUGAGCGAGAAGGCACCCCCGAGCCCGUCCCGGUGCCCGCGGGCGCCACUCUGCUGCGUGCAGCCGGCGCCAACGACGCGGGGCUGUUGCGGGCGCUGGCGCGGCGCGGGCUGAGCGCCGAGGAGGUGCGGGAAACCGAUCGCAACGGCCGGACCAGCCUUAUUGUCGCCUGCUACCACGGCUUUGUGGACACUGUGGUGGCCCUGGCAGAGUGUCCCCACGUUGACGUCAACUGGCAGGACAGCGAGGGGAACACGGCUCUAAUCACAGCCGCACAGGCAGGCCACGCCACCAUCACCAACUACCUGCUGAACUACUUCCCCGGCCUGGACCUGGAGAGGAGAAACGUGUUCGGCUUCACAGCCCUGAUGAAAGCUGCCAUGCAGGGCCGCUCGGAGUGCGUCCGCGCCCUGAUGCUGGCUGGGGCAGACGUCCAUGCCCGGGACCCCCGCCGCGGGAUGUCUUCGCAGGAGUGGGCUGCGUACACCGGCCGCGUGGAGGCGGUGCGCGUCAUGCAGAGGCUGCUGGAGCGACCCUGCCCGGAACAGUUCAGUGACAAGUACAAGCCAGAGCUGCCGCCAGCACCCGAGCCUGCCCUGAAGCCGGCGGGAUCCAAGAACUGCUGGCAGCGGCUCUCAGAGUUCUUGCGGUGUACACUCCGCUCCCGCGCUGCUCAGGGCCUGGAGGACGGGGGCGUGCUGGAUCACAUGGUCAGGAUGACCACGAGCCUCUACAGCCCAGCCGUGGCCGUCGUGUGCCAGACUGUGUGUCCGGAGAACCCGCCCUGUGUGGGGAAAAGGCGCCUGGCGGUGCAGGAGAUACUCGCAGCCGGGAGGAACCCAGACGCCCCUGCCCAGGGCCGAGACAAGGAGACCGCCGAGGAGCGGCUCCGGGCCCCCGAGGCGCGGGGGGGCUCCGGCCUCGCGUCUCCCCAGCAGCCAAAGGGACCCGCUCCAGUCUCGCGGAAGGCCAGCCUCCUGCCUCUGCAGCUGCUGCGGCGCGGCAGCGUGCGGCCCGGCGUGGUGGUGCCCAGAGUGCGCGUCAGCAAGGCGCCGGCGCCCACCUACCAGCCCGAGCGCGCGGCCCGCAAGGGCAGCACCAAGGACAGCGCCCACCUACAGCUCCCCAAGUGGCGGUACAAGGAGGCCAAGGAGGAGAGGCGGCGGGCGGAGGAGGCCGAGAAGCAGCGCCUGGCCGAGGCGCAGAAGGAGAGGCGGGCGCCGCCCUGGAGGAAAAGGACGUGAGCCGUGCGCCGGCGGGGCGCCGAGGACGCGGAGGCUCGGGAGCUGCUGGCGCCCCGCGCACCCUGCACCUGCCUCCGGUCCCUGG